Molecule: messenger RNA, 3042 nt
Organism: Monopterus albus (swamp eel)
Lineage: Eukaryota; Metazoa; Chordata; Actinopteri; Synbranchiformes; Synbranchidae
Product: zinc finger protein 2 homolog
Exons: 7
Coding region: 506-2656 (716 amino acids)
Source: RefSeq, a predicted model, not a curated record
AUAUCCAUAUUAGUUUAGAUUAGAUUUAUUACAUGUGCUUUGUGCCAUUUCCAUUGGGGAGUUAUUUAUGUUGUUAAAUGUGGCAUGUCUUGUAGUCCAUUUAUAGUUUGCUGGUUAAGAACUUAUGACAAUACGUCAGCAACAGCCAUUAAUAUACUAUUUACUUCACUUGAUAGAAUCUUUUAAUGUACAUAGACCCUUGUGAGCACAGCCCACCUGUUGCUACCCACAAGUAAUAGCUAAUGGAUGACAGUAUAAAUUGUUUGCUUUUUACACCAAGAACUUAUAAAUUAAAUACCUUGCAUUACUUUACUUUCUUGCGUAUUGGCGGGCGCUAUUUAUGAGAAAUACUUCUGUAUAGCUAAAAUGCAUUUUAUAUGUGAUAGUUUUAUUUUGAAAACAAGUUCCAACAUGUUUCCGUUGGCAAAAGCUAACAUGAAAUGGCUUGCAACUUUGUGAUAGUUUUGUUAGCGACUAUUAAAAGUAACUGUGUAUUGUGUUAACAAUGGACACGGCUAUCAGUGUUUAUCAAAUGGACAACACAGACAUAUUCCUGCCGUUGUCAUCAUUAAGGCUGCUGAUCCCUCCUCUGCGGCUGCUCUCUGCAGCCAUGUGGCAGGUGGCUCAGAGGGGAGACAUUCUUGAUUAUGAAAAGCUCGAUGAGUUUGUGACCUUGGUGACAGCCACGGUUCCAGAUCUGCUCACUCCAAAGCAGCGAGGCAGACUGCUUCUCCGACUGCGAUCAAAAAUUAUUCUUGAGUUGUGCAGAACUGAGGAACCAGCGGACAUUUUGUGCAUACAGCAUCACUUAGAGAGAAUCCGCCCCCCAGGAUACACAGGAAGUGGAGAUGCAGAGGUGGAUGCAGAGGAGACAAUUUUUGUGGAGCUUAUCCAAACACUUCUAAAAGACCCAGCAGAAAGGGAGCAUUUUUACCAGGAGAUUUUUCCUACCGAAUAUGGUCUCAGCUAUGACACAGACAUGCAGCUCCUUGUGUGGGAGUUUCUUUUCAAACUGGAGAAACUCCUGCCAGUACCAGACCUCAGUCAGACCGUGUCUUGGCUGACCUCUGCCCCCUCUGUACUGAAGGACUGCUUAGAGGUGCUUUCCAGUCCUGAUGACCUGAGGUCUCUGCUGCAACACCACAAAUGCCUCAAGCACCUUGGCUCACAAGGUACUGCUGUGGAGAUGUCCUCCCAGGUCUUUGCCUGCUCCAAAUGUCCAUUUUUCCACAUGCAGGAGUCCUACCUGCUGCAGCACAUUGAGCACAGUCACCCUGAAUGCUACAACAGGUUCCAGAAGACUGCAGAAACAGCUGAGGCCCCCAAGAAGAAGAUGCAGCAUCCUGAGUUCCCAAAGCCUUUUCCCAUACACGACAAACCUGACCCUCAUGUGUGCCAGGAGUGUGGCAAAACAUUUACACGCACCUCAGAUGUGACGCGUCACCAGCGCACCCACACGGGUGAGCGCCCAUACACCUGUGAGGAAUGUAAAAAGGGCUUCAAGAACUCUUGGGAUCUGACCAGACAUCAGCGCAUUCACACUGGGGAAAGACCCUUUCUCUGCUCCCAGUGUGGCAAACGGUUCACACAGAUGGGUUUGCUCAAACUGCAUUUCGAAAGAACCGCAUGCGGCCAAGCACGCAACCCUCCCCUAGAGUUAACAACAGAGGUUGUAGUAGCAGAGGAAGCAUCAGAGAAGGCCAGUGGUCAGUACAAAUGCCAGAAAUGUGGAGAGUGCUUUAGCAGCAUCCUGGAUCGGCUGAGGCACAGGCAGAUGCAUGUGGUACAACAUCAGUACAAAUGUUCUCUGUGUGAGAAGAUCUACAGCCGAGCGUCAGACUUAAAGAGACACCAGAUGAAACACACUGGCGAGCGGCCAUUUGCCUGCGAUUGUGGGAAAAGCUUCACGCAUGUGUGGCUUUUGAAUAAGCACCAGCAGAUCCACACCAGGGAGCGUCCAUACUCCUGUGUAGAGUGUGGGAAGAGCUUCACACAACUCCAGAUCCUAAACAGGCACCUGUUAACUCACAACAGCCAGCGGCCUUUCCAGUGCUCCUGCUGUGAGAAGAGCUUCACCCAGCUGGCCAGCUUGACACGUCACGAGAGAACCCACACAGGCGAGAGGCCGUACUACUGCACCACUUGUGAGAAGACGUUCCUCACACAUGGAGAGCUGGUCAGACAUCAGCACAGCCACAGCAACUUUAAGCCAUUCAGCUGCUCACAGUGCCCAAAGACCUUUAAAACGAAACGUGCUCAGAGUGAGCACCUCAACACACACACAGGUGAGCGUCCAUUUGCAUGCACAUGUUGUGGGAAGAGGUUUGCCAAAUCAACCUCACUCGUGCGACACAACCUGAUUCACACAGGGGAGCGACCCCACCAGUGCUCUCAAUGCAGAAAGACCUUCCUCACAUCCAGUGAGCUGCUCCUUCACAAACGGAUCCAUACAGGAGAAAGGCCUUAUCCCUGCUGCUAUUGUGAGAGGAAGUUCAGGUGCUCCUCUGACCUUAACAUGCACAUCCGAACACACACCGGGGAGAAGCCACACAGCUGUAUGUUCUGUAAAAAGAGUUUCUCUGCAUCUACAAGGCUGAAGAGACACAUGCGUACACACAUGGAAAAGGGUAUAGUCGUGGAAUCAUUUAACUUUUGAGCUGUCAAGAGCUAAUAAUGUAUUUAUUAGAACAUGAUGAUUGUUGUCAUUAAAACGUAUAAAUCAACAGAAUUUUUUUAUUUUUUAUUGUAAUGAUUUUUGUUACAUGAAAAUUGCCUUUGGAAACAUAGGAAUGAUAGCUUUUUUGGUGUUUGCUGACAAAUAUAAUUUGUGGUCAAAUAAAUACAUUUAUAUAGUAGAUGUUUCUGUUCAACACAACUUACAGUCAGUGAUUUCAACCUCCAUAGGACAAGAGUUAGAUAUUAUCAGAAUUUGUAAGUGUAUCUCCCAAACAAAAAAUAAGGGCUAAUUUUAAUAAUGACAGUCUGGCCAUCCAACACAGUGCUGAAUGUCAGUGUUUCUCAACCUCUUUGGCUUGUGACAAC